GCAAGAUGAGACCAAUUUUCUGUGGUAACUUUGAGUUUGACACCAGACAGUCUGAGUUGGAAAGGCUUUUCAAAAGAUAUGGCAAGGUUGAUAGGGUGGAUAUGAAAUCUGGAUAACAUUGCAAAGUCCAUACAAUCAUUGCUGAUGGACGGUGUCUAUUUCGUUUCCUGACCGUGACAAGUUUCUCUUCUUGUUUCAAGAAGAGCUCUCCCAUCCAUCGUGGCAUCACAAUCACAUAUUUUCCUCAGUCACUAUUGCCCUCCAUUCCUCAUGAAUUUUGCCCAGCCUUCAUUUUCAGACUUGUCACAUUGCCGACCUUGAAGGCAGCAGUUUGAAAAGGAGAAGGCACACUUUUUACAUUAUCCCAUCAUGUGACAUCCACCUUUCCCUGGCAUCUUUAGUCCACCACUGAAGGUUUUGCUUUUGUUUAUAUGGAUGAUGAAAGAGAUGCAGAGGACGCUAUUCAAGGGCUUGACCGAAUAGAUUUUGGCAGAAAGGGGCGCAGGCUUCGUGUUGAGUGGUCAAAGGAAGAACGGAGCAGAAAGCCUGAGGUUUCUAGAAAAUUUUCAAGUUUCAGAGUUUCCAAGACUUUGUUUGUCAUAAAUUUUGAUCCAUAUAAUACUAGGACAAGGGAUCUGGAGAGGCACUUUGAUCCACAUGGAAAAAUACUCAACAUAAGGAUCCGAAGGAAUUUUGCAUUUAUUCAAUUUGAAUCACAGGAGGAUGCCACUAGAGCCCUGGAUGCUACCAAUAUGAGUAAGCUGAUGGAUCGAGUUAUUACUGUGGAGUAUGCGAUCAAAGACGAUGAUGAUAAGAGAGAUGGGUCUGGUCCCGGUAAAACCCAUGAUAGAUCACCUAGGAGAGGUUAUGACCGAGGUCGAUCUCGUAGUCCUUAUGGAAGAGAUCGGCCAAGUCCUGACUAUGGCCGUGGUCGAGAUCGGCCAAGUCCUGACUAUGGUCGUGGGAGAGAUCGGCUAAGUCCUGACUAUGGUCGUGGUAGAAAUCAGUUAAGUCCUGACUACAGUCGCGGCAGAGAUCGGCUAAAUCCUGAUUAUGGUCGUGGCCCUAGCCCAAGUCCAAAGCAUAGAGAAAGGAAUUCUGAGAAUGCCCGUGGCCAUAGUCCAGCUGUAGGAAAGGAGAGAAAUCCUGGUCAUGGGAAUGGUCGUACACCUAGCCCUCGUAGAGGAAGAUCUGGUCCAGGAAAUGGCCUCGUGAGCAGUCCUCUGGAAAGCAGAAGUCCUGGUUAUGGUGAUAGACCAAGUCCUAGUCCUCAACGGGAGAGGAGAAAGAAAUAUAGCCCGGAUGGUUAUAAUCCUGGCAGCAGCCCAAGUUCUAAACCGGAACCUGUAGAAAGUCCUGUAUGUGAUGGGAGGGAAAGUUCAGAGCGAUACAGGAGUCGUUCACCUCCAUUGCGGGAAAGAUCACGCUCCUAAUUUGCUUGAAGCUGUUUUUGAUCAUUGGAGUAAUGGUUAUGUUGAAAAUGGUGCUUGUAGAAUUAGACCUUGAAGUUGCUGGAGCAUCAAAGUUGGAUGUGGCUUUGGUAACCACUGUAAUGUACCUUCGGAAAAUGGCUUUGUUCGUGGAAGUGAUUUAGAACUGCUUCCAUGUAUUUUGACUGUUAACAUCAUACUCCGUUUCUAUUUGAUAAUGAACCAGUAAGAGGUCAUUCUUUGUUUGGUUAUUUCACCCCAAUCAUGUUAAUUCCCCUCCCAAAUAUGAUGAUCAAUUUGCCAA
Messenger RNA from Nicotiana tabacum (common tobacco), 1734 nucleotides. Lineage: Eukaryota; Viridiplantae; Streptophyta; Magnoliopsida; Solanales; Solanaceae. The record is from RefSeq and is a predicted model, not a curated record.